AUGGACAAAAGAAAAAGGAAGCUUAAAUCUUUGCAAAAAGGUGCUAAAAAACGUGCUAUACCAAUGCAUGGUGGUGAUGCAUCGCAUAGAACAAUAGUAAAGGGUGACUUGCAACAUGCUUUGCUAUGGAGGUCACCAUUCCAGAGUAGUUUCUUCAAAUACCAUUUCCGAAUGAGGGAAUCAGUUAAAGAAACUAAUGUCUGA
Molecule: messenger RNA, 204 nt
Organism: Dentiscutata erythropus
Lineage: Eukaryota; Fungi; Glomeromycota; Glomeromycetes; Diversisporales; Gigasporaceae
Source: the annotation of a GenBank genome assembly